UCUCUCCUUGUCUCUUUCUUCUUUCCAAAUCUUUUUUUUCACACUCAAAACGCAGUGCUUUUACUGCUUUUUCAUACCACACUGUACAACCUCUCUCUCUCUCUCUCUCUCUCUCUCUCUUCACACUUUCAUAUCAGACCCAGUGCUGGUUUUGCAGCAGGGUUUCUGGUAAUGCUAAGAGCUUAGUAAAUCUUUGCGCUUUUUUUAUAGCUGUUUUUGUAAUCUUGGGUUUCAUUUUGAGCACACAAGUAAUGGGCAAGAAUGUGCUGGUUUUGGGUCUCACCCUUUUGGUUCUAUUUGGAGCUGUAUCAUCAGCUUCUACCUCUGCUUCUCCAGCAAAGAUUAUUCAUGGGAUUUUCUCAAAUGUUGUGUCUUUUUUUAUGAAAUGGUUGUGGUCACUCAAAUCAACGACCAAAACAGCAAUUUCUGGGCGUCCAAUGAUGAAGUUUGAAAGUGGAUAUACUGUGGAGACUGUGUUUGAUGGAAGCAAGCUUGGUAUUGAGCCUUACUCGGUUGAGGUGUUGCCCGGUGGAGAGCUUUUGGUUCUGGACUCUGCUAAUAGUAACCUCUAUAGGAUCUCUGCCUCUCUUUCUCUAUACAGCAGACCGAAGCUAGUCACAGGAUCCCCUGAAGGUUAUUCUGGACACAUAGAUGGGAGAACUAGAGAUGCAAGGAUGAACCACCCAAAGGGGCUUACAGUUGAUGACAGAGGAAAUAUUUAUAUUGCAGACACUAUGAAUAUGGCUAUCAGGAAGAUAAGUGAAGCUGGUGUUACAACAAUUGCAGGAGGGAGAUUGGGCCGUGGAGGGGGUCAUGUCGAUGGACCAAGUGAAGAUGCAAAAUUUUCUGAUGACUUUGAUGUGGUUUACAUUGGUAGCAGUUGCUCCCUACUAGUCAUAGACAGAGGAAACCAAGCUAUCAGGGAGAUCCAACUCCACUUUGAUGAUUGUGCUUAUCAAUAUGGAAGUGGCUUUCCUCUUGGAAUUGCAAUGCUUGUCGCGGCUGGCUUCUUUGGGUACAUGCUGGCAUUGCUGCAACGUAGAGUGGGUACAAUUUUGUCUUCCCAUGAUGAUCAGGGUCCAACAAAGACAAGCAUUCCAUCAACCCCGUAUCAGAAGCCUCCGAAGUCUGUGAGGCCUCCGUUAAUCCCAGCAGAAGAUGAACAUGAGAAACAAGAAGAAGGCUUCCUUGGAUCCAUUGGAAAGCUUCUUGUCAACACUUGGGCAUCAGUAGUGGAGAUUCUGGGAGCAAUAUUUCCUGUGUUUAGAAAGAAGGAGCCACUAAACUAUGAAUAUCAAAACCUGCAGUAUCAGCUGCAACAAAAGCACUCAAAUGCUUGGCCCAUGCAAGAGAGCUUUGUGAUACCUGAUGAAGAUGAGCCCCCUUCAAUUGAAACCAGAACCCCGACUCCGCGUAAAACCUACCCUUUCAUGUCCAAGGAUGCAGAUAAGAUACACCAAUUGCGUCAAAGUCAAGUUUUCUAUAACGGGUGGGACGGCGAUCUUCAGCAGCAUCAGCAUCAGCAGAAACAGCAGCAGCAGCAGCAUCAGCAUCAGCAGAAACAGCAGCAGCAGCAUCAUAGGUAUUAUUCGUCCAUCCCACAUACUUACUAUGAGCAGAGCUUUGAGCAAACCAAUGAAGUUGUUUUUGGGGCAGUUCAGGAACAGGAUGGAAAGCGUGAAUCAGUGGUGAUAAAGCCUGUUGAUUAUGGAAAUCCCAUGUUUGAUCAUCACAACAUUCGCUCUCGAAGUAAUUAUAUGGGCUAUCACUAUGGCUAUUGAUCAUAUACACAUAAAAGAUCUCUUAGUUUUGACCUUGUUCCUUAUUAUUAGUCCUUUAAAAUUUAGGUUAUAGGUGGUACCAAGAUUUUCUUCUUAAAAAAAAAGAAAAAAAAAAAAAAAUGAGGAGUGUAUGUGGGAAGCUUUGCAAAUAUGAGAUUUACUGUUUCUGGCAAAAAACAUCAGAGGCACACUGGCCCUUCUAUGAAUGGUAUUGAAAUUGAAGGAUGAGCUAAGCUUUUUCCCUAUAUAUUAAUUUGCAUUGAAUAUUUA
This is a messenger RNA of Quercus robur (English oak), 2051 nucleotides long. RefSeq lists its product as uncharacterized. Bases 252 to 1781 code for a protein of 509 amino acids. Gene Ontology annotation, molecular function: protein binding. The record is from RefSeq and is a predicted model, not a curated record. Lineage: Eukaryota; Viridiplantae; Streptophyta; Magnoliopsida; Fagales; Fagaceae. The transcript is spliced from 7 exons.